Messenger RNA from Fraxinus pennsylvanica, 1233 nucleotides. The record is from the annotation of a GenBank genome assembly. NCBI's taxonomy places the organism in Eukaryota, Viridiplantae, Streptophyta, Magnoliopsida, Lamiales, Oleaceae.
AUGUUUUUCAGCGCAGCUACCGAGGAGUUGGAUUCGUAUUUUCCUAUUAGACCUGAAUGCCAAGCUGAUGUUCCCAAGACCCGCUUCAAAGCUAGGGUAGGGAAAACUCUCAGUCCAAGAAGAUGGCAUGCCGCAUUUUCUGAAGAUGGUCAUUUGGACAUAGCAGGUGUUCUUAGAAGAAUCCAGAGAGGGGGCAUUCAUCCAACGGUCAAAGGGGUAGUUUGGGAAUUCUUGUUGGGAUGUUUUGAUCCCAACAGUACAUUUGAGGAAAGAAAUGAGGUCAGACAAAAGCGGAGUGGAAAGAUAAUCACCUCACCUAUAAUUUCCGAUGAUGGUCAAUCAAUUCAAGAUCCUUCAAACAGCUGUAGUACCCCACAUGAUAACGGUGCUUUGUCAAGUGAUGGUACUUUGGACAAAAGAGUGAUUCAGUGGAAACUUAGUUUGCAUCAAAUAGGUUUGGAUGUUGUUCGCACUGAUCGUGCUCUUGUAUUUUAUGAGAAUGAAGCUAAUCAGGCAAAGCUCUGGGAUGUUCUCGCUGUCUAUAUUUGGAUGGACAAUGAUAUUGGGUAUGUUCAAGGAAUGAAUGACAUAUGCUCUCCGAUGGUUAUUCUUCUCGAACAUGAAGCUGAUGCCUUCUGGUGCUUUGAGCGUGCAAUGCGUAGACUGAGGGAAAAUUUCAGGAGCAAUGCGAGUUCAAUGGGAGUGCAAACUCAACUGGGUACCCUAGCACAAAUUAUCAAAGCUAUUGAUCCAAAGCUCCAUCAGCACCUUGAGGAGCUGGAUGGCGGUGAAUAUUUGUUUGCAAUUCGAAUGCUGAUGGUACUAUUCCGGAGAGAGUUCUCAUUUGUUGAUGGAUUGUAUCUUUGGGAGGUCAUGUGGGCCAUGGAGUACAAUCCAAACAUCUAUUCGUUGUAUGAAAAGUCGAGUGACCCAAAUUCUUCUAGUACCCACAAAAAUGACGAAGCUAAAGUAAAUAGUAAGAUGCUCAAGCAGUAUGGAAAAUUCGAGAGGAAAAAUGUGCAAACUGGAUGGAAAGACCAAAGAGGCGCUCUUGCUGUUUUCCUUGCUGCUAGUGUUCUUGAGACAAAGAAUAAGCGACUUCUGAAAGAGGCUCAAGGGCUAGAUGAUGUCGUCCAGAUUUUGGGUGAAAUCACUGGAAAUUUGGAUGCCAAAAAAGCAUUGCACGAGGCAUUGAAAAUUCACAAGAAGUAUUUGAAAGCAAAGAAACCGUAG